This is a messenger RNA of Serpula lacrymans var. lacrymans S7.9, 3471 nucleotides long. RefSeq lists its product as uncharacterized. The coding region runs from base 1 to 3471 and encodes 1156 amino acids. Lineage: Eukaryota; Fungi; Basidiomycota; Agaricomycetes; Boletales; Serpulaceae. The transcript has 4 exons. The record is from RefSeq and is a predicted model, not a curated record.
AUGCAUUCGGCCAGAGGCUCGCCUCCAGGCAGCGACGAUGACCGCGAGAACUGGAAUAGUACGGAUCCUUCUGCGCAUCUUGUGCAUUUCAAGGCCUCUCCACGGAAGAAUACCACCAAACGCUUGGAUUUACGCGCAGCUAGCACCGACACAGAAGAUGGCUUCGUUUCAGGUCUUUUGACCCCUCCGUCAAGCCAACUUCUGGAAGCCACGAGGACAUUGAUUAGUCCUCCCCCAGAGGAAGUUCUCCGGGUUGCGAAUAUUAGAGCUGGAUCUCAAAAUUCGCACUAUCGGGAAUUUACACCUUCACUUCUCGCAUCUAAUCGACCCGAUACGACACAGAUGCCAAAGCGCAAGCGAUCGGGAGUUUUGAUGUCUACUAUCAACUCGAGUGAACCUUUAACCGAACAUGACACCGACAUCCCCAACCUACAAGGAAAUCCUACUCAUUCAACGAUAAUAGCAAGUGGGAAUGUCUAUACACCAAAUCCCAAGCCCCGCAAACAGUCGAAGCAUCAUCUCCGUAACGCCUCAAUCCAAUCUGUUGACUCGAUAAUGCAUUCACCUACCGCCAUCUCUUUCCCUGCAUCUCUACAUGAAAGCCCUUCAAAGGUUUCUAUGAAAUCUGCUUUCCGACGUGCAUCUAAGAGCCCCUCGAAACAUGUGCUCAUACAGUCGCCUCAUUUGACCAACCCCCAAGCAGAUUACAUCCCCCCAGUACCUUCUCCGACUCGCAAGCACAUCUCAUUCCGAAAUAGGUCCUCGACACCGAUAAUUCCGUACGAGCCUCCUACAGAGAGGUUCACACCACCGCGUGAGAUCACACUGUCACCGGUGGGAUAUCACACGCCAAAGAUGCCAAAGUCAAGCAGGCGUAAGUCCACAAGGCCAAAGUCAGAACCCCCUGAACUUGAUCUAGAUAGACCAGUUCCACCGCCGUCUCCCACAGACGAUCCUUUACUGCUCUCUGGCCCCACGCGCGGACCCCACAAGCCUGUACGCUCACGCUUUACGCCAUCCAUCGCAUCUUCCUCUUACGACUCUCAAGAUGAGGACGAUGAGCAGCCAUCUUUUUCCGCCAGGCUGUCUUUAACAGAACGUGAUGAUUUCAGUACCGAUGACACCGACAUGCAACUUCCCAUAUUUGAUGACUUGCCUGCAGUUCCUCCUUCGGAUGGUGGAUGGAGUGAGUCAGAUGAAGAGGAAGAUGGGUUUGACCAGUCUGGGGAGUAUACUGGGAAAUUCAGAAUGGUGAAGAUACCGACGAAAGAGGACCCACCUACGAGCGGCACACGAGACAGAAUGGAUUCAUGGGGGAGACCACUCAGCCCAUUCCCAUACAGCCAACAUUUGGACAGCUCACUGCCUCUAGCGGACAGUGAAGAUGACGAGAUCGAUGCUUUUGCACCACUAUCUAGUCCGACUAUGUUCAAGAACCGAGUAGCAGAUGAAACUGUUCAAGGGACUCAUAUAAGUGAAGACGAAAUCAUGGGUGGCAGUAGCCCUGAAUAUGGGCAGGAGACCUCCCUUCCCAACGAAGAGUCGCAUAGUCCUGUGGCAGAUAUCGACGCAUAUGAUCCCUCGCCGCCUCGUCAUACUUUGUCACCUUGCCUGUCGGACAUCAUUGGAACCAUGGAUACCACUCAAGUCCUUGACACUGAAGAACCUGAACUAGGUCCUGACGUUAGUGUGGACUCCACAGAGGCAACUGAAACGCCUGAAGAAUCCCUGGAUUCUAUAGAUGCGCCCGCUGAAUCGACAGAUGUUCCACGUGCCGAUUUGUCAGAAGAUGAGGAGGAAGCAGAAGAAGAGUUGAUAGACCGUCAAUUGUCCCUCGAGCCCGCGGUAGAACUUCAUGCUCGAGAAACACUUGUAACACCCCGGCGUAUCUCUGAGCAAAGCCCACAGAAUAAGGACGAGUUGGCUGCAUUGGCUGGUAAUAGUGCUGAGGACGAUGCUUCCUCUGACGGAGAGGACAAUUCAGUAGAUGGCGAUGUGGUCAGGAUCACCAGCGCUGAUCCACGAGCAGCUGCCCGGGCUGCUGCAAUUUUGAAAUUACACGACUAUGACUGCCUUUCAGAAGACUCGUUUCAGCACAAGCGGCUCGCGCGUUCAUCACUUUCCUCGAUAUCUCGGAAGACGAGACGGAAGACUCUUUUUGAUGCUGGCAUCACAAAAUCCAGUGAUUCUCCAUCCACUCGCCUCCGGCGCAGAACCUUUGGCGGCGUCGUCGGUGACAAAGUAUUCAUACCAGGCAGUCCUAUAACCACGUUGCCGGCAUUAUUGCAGGAAGCUGAAGGCACUAUACAUCAAUUUACUCCAAACAAGCCCGCGCAAACUGAAUCAUAUAAGGCGCCAAUCUCCUCUAUUAAUGCUGCAUUAAACGAGGUUUCAGAGUCUAUUGACCCUUCAAAUCGGAAAUGGACUAAAGAAGAUUGGAAAUACUUAGAUGCUUGCUUCACAGAAGAGCGCCUUUCAGUCGGUGCUCAACUGGGACAAGAUGAAGGAUCACUCUCUGGCGUAGAUGAAGUCGUUGUUGAAGACGUCGUCGACAGGUUCGUCUUGCUGAAGGGUGGUAUCGAUAUAGUAGACAAUUUCGGACCUCUUUGGACUCGUGAUAACCUUCUAAGAAGAGUCAAGGCCUUGCAACGUAAACAGCGAUCCGGUAACGUUGCUCCACCGACACCUGACUAUAGGCGAUCAUCUUCCUCAAGAGAGAUAUCAGAAGUACCUGAUUUUACGCCACUCAGCCGCCGUAUCACGUCCAAGCCCAAGCUACCUCCACCUCUUUCUGCCAAUCCCUUUGAUUCCAUUACACUUACUGGUUUAAAGCCUGCUAAGCCAAUUGUUGCACCUCAGUACAGCUAUCUCCUAGAUCAAGCCAAGGCGAUUGAGGGAGGAGUGGUUGACGAGCAAGUUGUUCCCGCGAAGAGGGUCACUGAACCCCGAGAACAGCCACGAGCUGAGGCUGCAUCUUCAAAAGUUCCUCGUUUGAAGCAGCCUGCACCGAGCGUUGGAAAACGCAUGAAGGGCUUCCUAUUCUCUUACCUGCCCACACUUUCCAAGGAUUCGUCGGCGAAGUUACCAAAAGACACAUCGUCAGCUCGUCCUGGACUCCCUCUCCCUCCUCCAGAACUUUUUGAAAAGCCACGAAAGCCCAUCUCCACCCCCGCACGUCCCCCUAUCAACCGGCCCAAACAUCCGAAGGAGCUGGUCCAACUACAGCAUCCGCCAUCUAUUCAAAAAUCAUCUAUACCUCGUGUUGCUGAGCCACGACGCAUGGUUCAACUUCAUCCACUACCAUCCAAUCCCUCCGACCAGUCUACGUCCAGACCGCGACCCCGCACAAGUAGUGGUGCAAGUGUAAAGGAUCUCGUUAAAUGCUUCGAAGACUUCGAUGAUAAGCGUUCUCACGGCACUAUUGGCAAGAGAAAUGGGGCAGCAAAAUCAAGGCCCACUUGGAAACCUUGA